Rotaria sp. Silwood2 is the source of this 411-nucleotide messenger RNA. Lineage: Eukaryota; Metazoa; Rotifera; Eurotatoria; Philodinida; Philodinidae. The record is from the annotation of a GenBank genome assembly.
AUGGCGAAAAAUAUUGUUCUCACUCUUCUACUUUUGAAUAUCGGUACAACUAUUCAUGAUCCUAUUCAUCGACGUUUGAUAGACGUUGAUAACGAUGAUGAUAACGAGAAACGAAUUUGGUGUAUUGUUACUUACUCAUCCAGCCUUCAAAUUUUCAGUACAAUGAUGAAUAUAUUUGAUUUUUUAACUCCAUUUUUCAUUAAUUUUAUUUCAGCAUUAAGCAUUAUUAUAUUAACUAUUCGACAACGAAAAACUGUUGAACAACAUCAACGUUAUGAAAAAUUAUUGCAUGAACAAUUAAAACGGCACAGUCACUUAUUGAUUGCUCCUAUUACUUUAGUCAUUCUAGCUGUACCACGUUUGAUCAUUUUUUUCAUUCCAGACUGUAUGAAAUCCAUUAGUGAACCAUGA